Molecule: messenger RNA, 1045 nt
Organism: Colletotrichum godetiae
Lineage: Eukaryota; Fungi; Ascomycota; Sordariomycetes; Glomerellales; Glomerellaceae
Product: short chain dehydrogenase
Exons: 6
Coding region: 1-783 (260 amino acids)
Source: RefSeq, a predicted model, not a curated record
AUGACACUCUUCUCAGGCGUCGCCGUCGUCACCGGCGCUGCUUCAGGAAUCGGCCGUCAGGUGGCAACUUCAUUCGCCCGCGAGGGCUGCAAGCGCAUCGCCCUUCUCGACAGAGAUGAGGACGGCGCGCUGGAGACCGCUCGCAUGUGCCGGGAGGCCAAUGGGGAGACACGCACUUUCGUCAUGGAGAUUGACAACCGCAACGAUGAGGACAUUGCUUCGUGCAUGGAGAACGUCGUGGAAGAAUGGGGCCGGAUCGACUAUGCAGUCAACUGUGCAGGCAUGUUUGGACCAAAAGCACCGUCACACCUCUUGACGCCCGCGGAGUUUGACGAAAUCACCAACAUCAACUACCGCGGUACAUGGUUGUGCUCGCGGGCGGAGCUCACGCACAUGAUCAAGCAAGAAUCCAUGAAGACACACGACGGCAGACCAGGGAACCGGGGCGUCAUUGUCAAUGUCGCGAGCAAUCUGAGUCUGGUCAGCCGACCAGAGACACCGGCCUAUAACGCUUCCAAGGCGGCCAUUCUCAGCAUGACCAGAAGUGAUGCUAUCGAUUAUGCAAAGUACAAUAUCCGCGUCAACUGCGUGUGUCCAGGGAUUAUUGACACGCCCAUGACGAGCGAAGUCUCGCCAGAUGAUCCCAUCAUCGCAGUAGCGCCUAUGAAGCGGAAAGGAACGCCGCAAGAAGUCGCCGAUGCCGUCUUAUUCCUCUGCAGUUCCAAGGCAUCAUUUAUCCACGGCGCCUCGUUAUCCGUCGAUGGCGGCUACGUUAUCAACUAGGAUGGAUCCUUAUUGGGUCCCUUCGUGUUACACAUUGGAUUAUCAAAAGGAGGAUGGGUUUCAGGAAGACACAGGAAGAGAGAGAGAGAGAGAGAUGGAGAAAAGAUUGCCCAUAGAGAAAAGUGGCUUUGAAGAAGCUAGUUUAAACUGAAGCCUGGCGAGCAGAUUGAGAUCAGUGAAUAGAUCUCACUGUUGGGAGACCAUCGAUGCAUUGCCACAGUGUGUAUAUAUAGUCACUCACAAUUCAUAGUCAACUCAUGGC